Penicillium cosmopolitanum is the source of this 978-nucleotide messenger RNA. Its product is annotated as ditrans,polycis-polyprenyl diphosphate synthase. Gene Ontology annotation, cellular component: dehydrodolichyl diphosphate synthase complex; endoplasmic reticulum membrane. The record is from RefSeq and is a predicted model, not a curated record. Lineage: Eukaryota; Fungi; Ascomycota; Eurotiomycetes; Eurotiales; Aspergillaceae. The transcript has 3 exons. Gene Ontology annotation, molecular function: ditrans,polycis-polyprenyl diphosphate synthase [(2E,6E)-farnesyl diphosphate specific] activity. Bases 1 to 978 code for a protein of 325 amino acids.
AUGCCCUCAACCUCGCGCAACACCAUCCGCGCCCAAAUAAGAAACAAAGGCGAAUCCCUCACCCCAGCCGACCGCGAAGCCCUCUUAAAACCCUACCUCCCGGACCCAGCAGACCUCGCAACCUCCCGCUCAGCCCGCUCAUCCCGCCGAAGCAAAAGCAAACAGCCACGCAAAACCCCGAUCCGCACCUUCAUCAAGUCACAAGUCCACCGUCUCGCCUAUGCCCUUACACAUAUCAUCUUCGGCAUCGUCGUCCGCUUAAUCCAAGCCUACCACGCCGUCGUUGACCGAAUUCUUGCGAUCGUUUAUCACCACCACCGCACGCCGGAAUUGAUUCGGAAGGAUGUGCGCUCUCUUAAACGAUUGCCGCAGCAUUUGAGUGUUAUUCUCACCUUGAGAACGGAAGAUGACGCCCUCGCUGUACUUAUGGAUGAAGUCGCUGAGCUUACGGCUUGGUGUACGUGCGCGGGAAUUGCGCAGUUGAGCGUUUAUGAGAAGAGUGGCGUCCUAAAAUCCUGCAUCCCAGCCCUCCACCAAAUAAUCUCCACAAAACUCGCCUCUUACCACGGCGUAUCGCAACAACCCUCCCUCCAACUCUACGCACCACACCACGCCGUGCACGGGAACGGCCGCGAAACAAUCGUCGACCUAACAAAAACCCUCGCAGAAAUGUCUCAGAACGGAAAACUCUCGCCAGAGGAUAUUACCCCUGAACUCGUUGAUGCGGAGAUUACGGAAAUCACGGCGCAUCCGUUGCGAAAUGGUGGCAGCAGUAGCUCUCGCCCCACCAACGAAACUGGUGCAGCUGGCGACGAUCUACUCAAACCCGAACCAGAUCUGUUACUUGUUUUCGGCCCCUUCCUUAAAUUAGAUGGGUAUCCGCCUUGGCAGUUACGGUUGACGGAGAUGUAUUGUACCGGUGAUCGGAGUCAUGGGGCAACGGGGAUGGGGACUCGGUUGAGUAUCAGGGGUUUAUGA